Messenger RNA from Cucurbitaria berberidis CBS 394.84, 663 nucleotides. RefSeq lists its product as uncharacterized. The coding region runs from base 1 to 663 and encodes 220 amino acids. The record is from RefSeq and is a predicted model, not a curated record. Lineage: Eukaryota; Fungi; Ascomycota; Dothideomycetes; Pleosporales; Cucurbitariaceae. The transcript is spliced from 2 exons.
AUGUCUCACACGGCCUUCUUCUACGGCACCCUUAUGGCACCUCCUGUCCUCCACCGCGUAAUAUGGGGUUCUUCCACCCCUCCAACACCUGCUCAUGCCUCCUUGUUACACGUUCGCCCUGCCAUUCUACACGCACACCAGCGGCACAAGGUCAAGCAUGCCGAUUACCCCGCCAUCCUACCCACCAAUGCAGCAGCUACGGUGCGCGGCACUCUCGUUGAAGGCUUGACAGAUGGAGACAUAUGGCGUCUGGACAUCUUCGAGGGCUCAGAGUAUGAGAGGAGGAGAGUGAAAGUAAGGGUAUUGCACGGCGGACAGGGACAAAGUCGUGGAGAAGAAGAGGAGCAAGGCAUGGGUUCGCUAACGCAGAACGAGCAAGAUAACGUCGAGGGUGAGCAAGUAGAAGCAGAGACAUACAUUUGGAUAGCAGGUGCUCACCGACUCGAGUCUGAAGAAUGGGACUUUGCAGAAUUCGUGCGGGAGAAGAUGAAGCGAUGGGUGGGGAGGGAAGCAGCAGAGACGGAUGAAGGGUUUCAAGAGGUCGACGACGCCGUCGCAGCAUUACAAGACCCUACCGGCGGACGCGGUACAAAUGGAACUAUAUCGCAACAGCUCAACCGAGCUGGAGAGUCAGAAGAGACACUACUGAAAAGUGCAGUAUAA